This is a messenger RNA of Labrus bergylta (ballan wrasse), 3355 nucleotides long. RefSeq names its product LTV1 ribosome biogenesis factor (gene ltv1). Gene Ontology annotation, biological process: ribosomal small subunit export from nucleus; ribosomal small subunit biogenesis. The record is from RefSeq and is a predicted model, not a curated record. Gene Ontology annotation, cellular component: nucleus; cytosol; preribosome, small subunit precursor. Lineage: Eukaryota; Metazoa; Chordata; Actinopteri; Labriformes; Labridae.
UUAUUGCGACGACGUGCAUUACAAUUGUUCUCAUACAAUCGCAUAGUUUUGUUACAAUAAUAGAAAUCAACUACCUUUGUUCUUGAAGUUUAAAUAUGUUAUUUAUAUUUAUUAAUUUUUUCCCCCCGGUUGUUUGUCGAAGUGGUUCUUUCCGGUAAUGGCAGCAGCAGCAUGGUGAAGUAAAGCUCGGCGUGGAAAAACAACAACAGCGACUUUUUUUCUGUUUUUAAGUGGUUACUGUUUCUUAACAGCCGCCUGAAGUUUGAGUUCUUACGAUUUUAAACCGGACACGUUGAAGAAAACAAAACAUUUAGUUUCAAAAUGCCUCAUCGGAAGAAGAAAUCGUUCAUAGAAAAGAAGAAGGCUGUGACAUUUCACCUCGUCCACAGAAGUCAGAGGGACCCCCUUGCAGCAGAUGAGAAAGCCCCACAGCAUGUCCUCCUUCCAGCAGCCAAGGUGGAUACAGAGAAGAGACAGGAGGAGCAGAGGGAGUUUGGCGUUUUCUUCGACGAUGACUACGAUUACCUGCAGCACCUGAAGGAGCCGUCGGCCACUUCUGAAUGGGUGGCGGCUGGACCCUCACAAAUGAAUGUCCUUGAAGAGGAAGAGGAGGAGGAUGAGAAGGACACAGACAAUGCCCUCCCUACAUCCUCCAUCAACCUGCCAUCCUCUGUGUUCGCCUCGGAGUUUGAAGAGGAAGUUGGGCUUCUGAACAAAGCUGCUCCGAUCUCAGGGCCGCGUCUGGACAUGGACCCUGACAUCGUGGCUGCUCUGGAUGAAGACUUUGACUUUGACAACCCUGACAACGUCCUUGACGAUGAUUUUAUCAUGAAAGCUAACAGUUCGGGUGGAGCGCUCAACUUGGAAGGUGAAGACGAUGAUGAUGAAGAGUGGGAGGACACAGACGAAGAGGGCGAUUUUGACUCUGAAGGUGGCUUGUCAGGUGACGAGGAGGAGGGUGGCCGGGGCCGUGAGUUUCUGUUCAUGGACGAAGAGACGAAGAGUCGAUUCACUGAGUACUCCAUGACGUCGUCUGUGAUGAGGAGGAACGAGCAGCUUACUCUGCUGGACGACCGCUUUGAAAAGUUUUUUGAACAGUUUGACGACGAUGAGAUUGGCGCUCUCGAUAACGCAGAGCUGGAAGGAUUCAUUGAACCAGACAGCGCUCGCCUGGAAGAAAUUAUUAAAGACUACUUCAUACAGAAAGAAAAGGAAUACCUGAGACCUGAUGACCUGGGUCCCAAAGAAUUACCUUCCCUAAAGGAAGAGGAAGAUGAGGAGGAGGAGGAGGAAGAGACGGAGACUAUUGUUGUGGAGGCUCCAGAAGAAAAGUGGGACUGUGAAACUAUCAUCAGUACAUAUUCCAACAUAUACAACAGACCCAAGGUCAUUGCGGAGCCCCAAAAGCUGAAGCCGAUCCGUGUGUCCCAGAAGACGGGAUUCCCUCUGGAGGUCCUUCCUGCCAGAGGUCCGACCACCAAGCAGGUGGAGCGCAUGACCAGGAUCAACGACAUAGAUCUGCCUCGAGUCUCCACACAGCCCCGAGAAAAGGACGAGAGCAAAGAGGAGAGAAAGGCAAGGAAACAAGCCAUCAAAGAAGAACGCAAGGAGAGGAGAGUGGAGAAGAAAGUAAACAAGAUGGCGUUCAAAGAAGAAAAAGUCAGACAGGAGAAGCAGAUGUUGAGCCUGAGAACAAACGUUCAAGGCCUGAAGCUUUAGCAGCCUCUCCCCCUGCAGACUGUUUAUCGUUGAAUGCUUCAUCAGGGGAUCAAGCUGCUCUUCACUUCAGAUGAGCUAACAGGAGGAUAACAUCAUCCCCAAAACAAGAGGACAGACGGGGUGCUCAGACUCUUGGGAUUUCCUCCAGUCAUCAAGAGAUAAAGUUCUUCUAACUCAAAUUAUAUGCAAGAAGUUUGAGUACAGUAAACUAACAACAGUUAGUAAUCCAGGAGUACUGAAGGCUGGGUAAUAAAACGCUUUUCUGAACACGCAGUAUUUCAAACUUCUGAGCCAAAAGCUUGCAUUCAAAUUGUUUUUUUUUUAUGAUAACUUUGUUUUAUCAUCAUCUGUUCAAAUCCUGAUAUAAAACCUAAAACUUGGGCAAAUUUAGAGAAUGUUUUCUUUUGUUGCUGCUCAGUGUUGAAAGAAGCUCAAAAAUGUUGCACAAUUCUGAUACUGGAUAAAUUUAGACUGAUCAAGCUAUACACUUAAAAAGAUAACCAAAUCAAGAAAAACCAGUGCUAUAAAGGAGACUUCACAAUACAGACUUUGGCCACAGAGGGGAGCCAAUAACUGAAAUAUCCUUGCAAUUACUUUAAAUUUAGUAUUUAAUAUGGGAUUCUUUAGGUUUGAUCUUGGUUUUUUUUGGUCAUUAUUUGUGAUAGGACAGCUAAAGAUGGACAGGAAAUGACAGGAGAUAGGAGUUGUUUCACUACCACUGCCUACAUUUGUUAUUUAGUUAGGGUUAGCUCAGAUCUAACAGAACCCUAACACAAUCUAAUGAAUCAAUACAGAAUCAGAUCAGAAAGGUAAAUUCUCUUUUUAACAGAGUGGUGGCUUUGGAGAGUGAUGCAGUCGGUGGAUGUUUUUGGCCUAAAAAGAAGGUUGUACCUUAAUAAGACAUAUUUCUGUAGUGAUCAACUCCUUUAUGCUGUUAGACAUUUUUAAGACAAGACCUGCCUUUCAGUAGUAAUUCAUUCUGGUGCAUUUCCACAAACCAUUGAGUUGAUGUCAGUUGUGCCUGUUUUUAAGGCUGUACGCUGAAGCAAUCUACUGGAGUAACUUCAAAACCUUUGGCAGUUGACUGGAUAUCGAUUCUGAAAUAUAUAAAAAGGUUAAAGAUUGUUUAAUGAUGUCCAAUUUGUUUGAUGAAUUUGCACCUCAAAGGAAAACUUGAUUAUGAAGAAGUAUCAGGGGCCAGUGGGUAAAUUGAGCAGCAGUUAUUGUCAAAUGUAUUCUUGCAUGUAAAAAUAUACAACAAUAGCAACAUGGGGUAAAAGCACCUGUAGAAUAUGUUCACAAAAUGGUAACACACCUAAUCAUUUCAUACACACAAGAAAAACACACCCCUUAAUAAACCUGUUUUACAGGUUGCAGGUCACCUGAUAGUUAACAGUCCCUGUGUUGAGACUGGUGAGUUUUAUCACUAUCAGUAAGGUUGAAAGGUAUUUAUAACAUUUACAGGUCUGCUGUCAGGAGGGGAAAGCCCAGAAAUAAUCCACAUCAUAACAACCAGGAAGAGUCUUGACUAAAGGUCCUAAAAUGCUGGAAUGUUUUCAUUUCCUUAUUUUGCCCAUUGGUUUAAGAUGUUUGAUACAUGAACAAAAAUAUACAAAUAAAAGAUUCAACGCUUGUA